Molecule: messenger RNA, 1844 nt
Organism: Punctularia strigosozonata HHB-11173 SS5
Lineage: Eukaryota; Fungi; Basidiomycota; Agaricomycetes; Corticiales; Punctulariaceae
Product: TKL/TKL-ccin protein kinase
Exons: 11
Coding region: 23-1303 (426 amino acids)
Biological process (GO): protein phosphorylation
Molecular function (GO): protein kinase activity; ATP binding
Source: RefSeq, a predicted model, not a curated record
GUUCAAUUCAAGCGACGUUGACAUGAAUGCUGCGCUUGCUCGUGUCGAAUCGGAGAUCCUUCAUAUAAGGGACAGGAUGAUGAAAUGGCGCGACUGGAACACGCUGAAGAACUUCGUGAAGCAGAAGGAGAUCAAGGAGGAGAUCGAUGAUUCUAACGCAGCGCUGAGUGCGUGUGCAGAAAGCCUUUUCCUCACCUCACAUCUUCAAAUGCAUCAGAUGCAGAGCGAUUUCACGGCGGUGCACGCUAUCGACCGGAUGGAAUUGUUCGCGGCGUUGAACCGGUUAGAAGCACAAGGGGAGGAAACCAACAAUCAAGUGUUUGUAAUCAUGAAUUCUGUCCAGCAGGAGAUUCUUCCUUCGUUGUCGAGGGGCGAUCUGCGACUGACGGAGAUAUUGAGGCUCUUGUUCGACCUACAGACGAAGUACGAGCAGCUGCUGCCUAACAUGAAUCUUAACCACGGUGAAGUGGUCCGCCUGCAGGACGGUAGCCAGGCUCAGCGGUUCACGACCCCGGUCAAGGGCAGCGCAAACAUGGAUGUGUACGAGGGGAGGUACCUCGACAACUGCAAGGUUGCGCUCAAGACGAUCCGGUCGUUCCUCACGGGCCCGAAGAGCCUGCAGCGCUUCCAACGCGAGGUGGGUCUAUGGCAAAAGGUUUGGAGCGUCGACAAGGGGAGGCACAUACUGCCUGUUUAUGGGUAUUCGGAAGGACAAGGGCAUCCAUUUGUCGUCAGUCCUUGGCAAGAGAACGGGACAGUCAUGGACUAUACGAGAAAGUACGACAACCAGGUCGAUUUCCGGACCAUGAUCAAGGAAAUAGCAGAGGGGAUCGCUGUUCUUCAUGGCAUGACACCUCCAGUUGCUCACGGAGACAUAAAGGAUAACAUCUUGAUCUCCCUCUCCGGACACCCGCUUCUCUCCGAUUUCGGCCUAGCGAAGGUCAUUGAGGACGUCACCGGCGCGCCAAUCACCAGUACGGGCAGCUCCAACAGCGCGAGGAUGAUUAGGUGGUUCGCUCCGGAGCUUUUUGAGGGUGAUUCGACGCUUAACCUCAGCGCGGACAUUUACGCAUUCGGAAUGACUGUGCUUGAGAUUUUCACCGGCUCGAACCCCUACAGCACCAUCAAGCGCGACACGGAGGUGAUCAUCAAGAAGCACCACGGUAUGAAGCCGGUUCGACCUACAGACGACAAGACAGUCAGCCGCGGGUUGGAUGAUAACCUGUGGGAGCUCCUGCUUUGGUGUUGGGAAUCUCCACCUGCGAAACGGCCGACGAUCUCGCAAGUGCUCGAGCGCCUCUGAAAGGUACGAGCGGCGACGUUUCAUGCGCUCAUAACCGUGAAAAAGGUUUCUGCUGCCGCUGCCGACAUGGCAGAAGGGAAUAUAACCCGUUUCAGUGACACAUUGACUCGAGCAUGCUGUCGUCGUGUUUUGACUGCGUCUAGUAUAAUACAUGUCGGAAGUCGUACACUGCUAUGUGAUCGUCCAAUUAAACGAGUAAUGUCCAGCCAGUAUGCAUAGUUCCGGCGUAGCCGGAAUCUGUCUACAACGCCGUCUCCGUCAGGAAUGACGUUGCAAGCCGGCGGAUGCUGCGGACUCGCGUCGAUGUCUGCGCUCUUCAUGCCUCCUUCUCUUUCUUCUGAUAGAGCUGGUAUGUCACGAUGGCUCCGGCGACGGAGAACCCGACGAUCAGCACGGGGAGUGCGUAGUCCUUCACCCCUUGCUUGAUUUGCCUCCAGAGCAUGUAACCCUCGAUAGCCGUCUCCGGGUUUAUGGGCAGCUUCGCGGCGAUGGCGGCUGCCUUCUCGCCCAUCUCAGCCUCGUCCUGUAUCUUCUGCUUCUG